Knipowitschia caucasica is the source of this 5481-nucleotide messenger RNA. The record is from the annotation of a GenBank genome assembly. Lineage: Eukaryota; Metazoa; Chordata; Actinopteri; Gobiiformes; Gobiidae.
AUGCUGAUCAGCUGGUUACUGCGCUUGCCCCGUAUAGGUCCUCCAACACAUAGAGCGAAAGAGUUCUGGAGCUUAUGUGGUAAUGCGCUCACACCCAAACGUGGCGUAUUUGGAAAAACGGGCGACCUGCAGACCAUCCUGUGCCUGGCCUGUGCCAAGGACGAGGUCACCUACUCCGGAGCCCUGAACGGGGACAUCUAUGUGUGGAAAGGAAUCAAUCUGAUGAGGACAGUCCAGGGGGCGCAUGGGUCAGGGAUUUUCAGCAUGAACGCCUGCGAAGAGGGCUUUGCCACCGGGGGCCGAGACGGAUGUGUGCGGCUGUGGGAUCUCAACUUCAAGCCAAUUACUGUCAUUGAUCUCAGGGAAACAGACCAAGGUUAUAAAGGGCUGUCGGUGCGCAGCGUGUGUUGGCGAGGAGACCACAUCCUUGUCGGCACUCAGGACAGUGAGAUCUUUGAGAUAGUGGUCCACGAUCGCAACAAACCAUUCCUCAUCAUGCAGGGUCACUGUGAGGGCGAGCUGUGGGCGCUGGCUGUGCACCCAAACAAGCCCUUAGCCAUGACGGGGAGUGACGACCGCUCAGUCAGAAUAUGGAGCUUGAUUGACCACGCACUAAUAGCGCGCUGUAACAUGGAGGAGCCCAUCCGCUGCGCAGCUGUGAGCACCGACGGCAUCCAUUUGGCGCUGGGAAUGAAAGAUGGCUCCUUCACCGUCCUCCGAGUCAGAGAUAUGACAGAAGUGGUGCACAUCAAGGACAGGAAGGAGGCAAUUCACGAGCUCAAAUACUCUCCCGAUGGGACCCACUUGGCGGUGGGCUCCAAUGAUAACUCGGUGGACAUCUAUGGUGUGGUGCAGAGAUAUAAGAAAGUGGGCGAGUGCAUCAGCUCCAGCAGCUUUAUAACGCAUAUGGACUGGUCGACGGACAGCAAGUACUUACAGACCAACGAUGGUGGUGGGAGAAGACUUUUCUACCGGAUGCCAAGUGGGAAGGAGGUGUCCAACAGGGAGGAGCUGAAGCUGGUGCAGUGGGCAUCCUGGACUUGUGUGCUGGGGCCAGAGGUCAAUGGAAUAUGGCCUAAAUAUUCCGAUAUAAACGACAUCAACUCUGUAGAUGCCAAUUUCAACAAUCAAGUAUUAGUGACCGCAGAUGAUUAUGGACUUGUCAAACUGUUACGAUAUCCCUGCAUCAAAAAAGGUGCAAAGUGUAAAAGGUAUUUAGGUCAUUCGGCGCACAUAACCAACGCAAGAUGGUCGCACGAUUACCAGUGGGUCAUAACUAUAGGUGGCGCGGAUCAUUCUGUGUUUCAAUGGAAAUUUAUCCCAGAACGGAAAACAAAAGAGACUCUUCAUAUAGCACCGCAAGAGACUUUGGCGGACUCCAAUAGUGAGGAGUCAGAUUCAGAUCAGUCCGAUGUUCCUGAGAUGGACUCAGAAAUUGAACAGGAAACCCAGCUCACUUACCGAAGACAGGUUUAUAAAGAAGAUCUACCUCAGCUCAAAGAGCAAUCCAAAGAGAAGCAACGAGCACUGCCAAUGAAAAAACGGGAGCGGGCACCGGGAAGCGGAGUGAAGCUUCACUUUAUCCAUGGGUACAGGGGCUACGACUGCCGUAGUAACCUGUUCUACACGCAAACUGGAGAGAUCGUCUACCACGUGGCCGCAGUGGGAGUGAUCUACAACCGUCAGCAGAACACCCAGCGCUUUUACAUGGGCCACAACGACGACAUCCUCUGCCUCGCCAUCCACCCGCUCAAAGACUUUGUUGCCACUGGACAGGUUGGCAGAGACUCCUCCAUCCACAUAUGGGACACAGAAACACUGAAAGCUCUGUCGGUGCUGAAGGGGUUCCACCAGAUCGGAGUGUGUGCCUUGGACUUUUCAGCUGAUGGCAAGAGGCUGGCUUCAGUGGGAUUGGACGACAAUCACACCAUUGUGCUCUGGGACUGGAGGAAGGGAGAAAAGCUCUCUGCCAUGAGAGGGAGCAAGGACAAGAUAUUUGUGGUAAAAAUCAACCCGUACCUGCCUGACAAGCUGAUCACCGCUGGCGUGAAGCAUAUCAAAUUCUGGCAUAAAGCGGGUGGCGGUUUGAUCGGACGCAAAGGGAACAUGGGGAAGACGGAGACCAUGAUGUGUGCAGUGUACGGCUGGUCGGAGGAGAUGGUGUUUUCCGGGACGUGUAGCGGCGACAUUUGCAUUUGGAGAGACAUGUUUCUGAUGAAGACUGUCAAAGCUCACGACGGCCCUGUCUUCAGCAUGCACGCGCUGGAAAAGGGGUUCGUGACGGGUGGAAAAGAUGGUAUUGUUGCUUUAUGGGACGACACGUUCGAGAGGUGCCUAAAGACAUAUGCCAUUAAGAGGGCCGUCCUCGCGCCUGGCUCUAAAGGGUUGCUUUUGGAAGACAACCCAUCCAUACGUGCCAUAUCCCUGGGCCAUGGACACAUCUUAGUGGGAACAAAGAAUGGAGAAAUUCUGGAAGUGGACAAAAGUGGCCCUAUCACUCUGCUGGUCCAGGGUCACAUGGAGGGUGAAGUGUGGGGCCUGGCCACUCAUCCCCAUCUCCCGCUCUGUGCCACAGUCAGCGAUGACAAAACCCUCCGCAUCUGGGACCUCUCCCCGAGCCACUGCAUGCUAGCCGUCCGCAAACUCAGGAAAGGAGGCCGCUGCUGCUGCUUCUCCCCCGACGGAAAGGCUUUGGCUGUGGGUCUGAACGACGGCAGCUUCCUUAUCGUGAACGCAGACACCCUGGAGGACCUGGUGUCUUUCCACCACCGCAAAGACUUUAUCACAGAAAUCAAAUUCUCACCAGGUGUUGGGAAGUAUCUCGCCGUAGCAUCUGCAGACACAUUUGUGGAUAUUUAUAAUGUUAUGAGCAGCAAACGUGUUGGAGUUUGCAAAGGUUGUCACAGCUACAUCACCCAUUUGGACUGGGACAGGAGAGGAAAACUACUUCAGGUCAAUACAAAUGCAAAGGAGCAAUUCUUCUUUGAAGCCCCUCGUGGAAAGAGACAAACCAUUCCAUCUACAGAAGUGGAGAAAGUCGACUGGAGUACGUGGACGUGUGUCCUGGGACCAUCUGUUGAGGGCAUCUGGCCUGUUAUCAGUGAGGUCACUGAGGUGACCUCUACCUGCCUUAGUAAUGACCGUAAGGUGCUAGCAACAGGAGAUGACUUAGGAUAUGUGAAGCUCUUCCGAUAUUCAGUCAAGGGCAAAUAUGCAAAGUUCAAGCGGUAUGUGGCCCACAGUACUCAUGUCACCAAUGUGAGGUGGAGUCACGACGACAGCCUCCUGGUGACAGUGGGCGGGUCUGACAUGUGCCUCAUGAUCUGGGCCCAUGAGCCUGAGGGCCGCCGAGAGAUCCGGCAGUGUGACAGCGAGGAGUCCGACAUCGACAGCGAGGAUGAUGGAGGCUACGACAGUGAUGUGACAAGAGAAAACGAGAUCACCUACACCAUCAAAGCCUUAUCCACAAACAUGCGGCCCAUGAGUGGAGUAAAACCUCACCAACAACUCAAAGAACCCACUGUCGAUGAAAGACAAGGUGUGGUCAGGGGAUCAAGCCCAACUGUCCAUUUCAGGCCUCCUGUUAGCAGAGCGCUUCCUCAUCCUGAGAAGCUGCAGACAAACAACGUGGGCAAAAAGAAAAGGCCUAUUGAGGACCUGGUGUUGGAGUUAGUAUUUGGUUACCGUGGUAACGAUUGCCGCAAUAAUGUGCACUACCUAAACGACGGGGUGGACAUCAUCUACCACACGGCCUCCGUCGGCAUCGUCCUCAACCUUACGACAUCUUGCCAAAGUUUUUAUGUUGAACACAGUGAUGACAUUUUGUGCCUGACAAUCAAUCAACAUCCCAAAUUCCCCAAUGUGGUGGCAACUGGCCAAGUAGGUGACACAGGUGACAUGUCAGCCACUUCUCCCUCCAUCCACGUGUGGGACGCCAUGACCAAGCAGACUCUGUCAGUUCUGCGCUGUUACCACUCGGGGGGAGUCUGCUCCGUCAGCUUCAGUGCCACAGGAAAACUGCUGUUGUCUGUGGGGCUGGAUCCCGAACACACCGUGACCAUCUGGAAGUGGCAAGAAGGUGCCAAAGUGGCCAGCCACAUCGGUCACACUCAGAGGAUCUUUGUGGGAGAGUUUCGACCAGAUUCCGACACACACUUUGUGUCUGUGGGCAUCAAGCAUGUGCGCUUCUGGACGCUGGCUGGACGAGCCUUACUCAGCAAGAAGGGCGUGAUGAGCUCCAUAGAGGACGCACGGAUGCAAACCAUGCUCUCUGUUGCAUUCGGAGCCAACAACUUGACCUUUACCGGUACCAUAAGUGGAGAUGUGUGUGUGUGGAAGGAACACAUCUUGGUCAGAGUAGUGGCAAAGGCUCACACAGGCCCAGUCUUCACCAUGUACACCACCCUCAGAGACGGACUCAUCGUCACUGGAGGCAAAGAGCGACCGUCAAAAGAGGGAGGGGCUUUGAAGCUGUGGGACCAGGAGCUGAAACGUUGUCGAGCAUUUCGUUUGGAGACAGGACAAAUCAUAGACUGUGUCCGAUCAGUGUGCAGAGGAAAGGGGAAAAUCCUUGUGGGAACGAGAAAUGCGGAGAUCAUUGAAGUCGGAGAGAAGAAUGCAGCUUGUAACAUCCUGGUGAAUGGCCACAUGGAUGGACCCAUAUGGGGACUUGGGACACACCCCUCUCGAGACGUGUUUCUGUCUGCUGCAGAGGAUGGGACCGUUCGCCUGUGGGACAUCCCAGAGAAGAAAAUGCUGAAUAAGGUGAACCUGGGCCACCCUGCACACACGAUCAGCUACAGUCCAGAGGGCGACAUGGUGGCCAUAGGGAUGAAGAAUGGGGAGUUCAUCAUCUUACUUGUGGCCUCACUUAAAAUAUGGGGCAAGAAAAGAGAUAGACGUUCCCCAAUCCAGGAUAUCAGGUUCAGUCCUAACUCCCGUUACCUGGCAGUGGGUUCGAAUGAGAGCGCUGUGGACUUCUACGACCUGUCACUGGGCCCACAACUGAACCGCAUUAACUGCUGCAGAGACAUCCCCAGUUUUGUCAUGCAGAUGGACUUCUCUGCUGACAGCUUGUACAUUCAGAUAUCUACUGGUGCUUACAAACGUUUGGUGUAUGAAGUACCGACUGGGAAGCAGAUCACAGAACAGACACAGAUGGACAGAAUCACCUGGGCCUCUUGGACAAGCGUUCUGGGAGAUGAGGUCAUUGGAAUUUGGUCCAGAAACACUGACAAAGCUGACGUAACAUGUGCCUGUGUGUCACACUCAGGCCUUAACAUUGUGACUGGUGAUGACUUUGGGAUGGUUAAGCUCUUUGACUUUCCCUGUCCAGAGAAGUUUGCCAAACACAAACGUUUCUUGGGGCAUUCUGCUCACUUGACAAACGUACGCUUCACAAACGGAGAUCAUUUUGUGGUCAGCGCUGGAGGAGAUGAUAGAAGCCUCUUCGUUUGGAGAUGUGUCCACGCUCCUCACUGA